AUGUUUGGUCCCAUUCCAACCAUUGAAGAGAUGGUUAACUCUAUUGCAGAAGAGUAUACUGAAGAUCUUGAGGUGAUGCCAACAGAUGAGGAGAUUGUUGCUGCUGUCAAGCAUGAUAUUGCAGUAGAAAAUGGGGAAAUAACUGUCAUUGAUGAUGAUGAGGAGGAAGAAGAGGAAGAGGAGGAUUUCUUUUUUCUUGCGGUGCAAAGGCGACCACCGCGAGGCUACCCGAGACGAGAAGCACCGAUGGAAGAAUUAGGAUGUGAAGUUCCAGUUUUCAAGUUCGUUGAUUAUGCUAUCAGAUCCCUUCAGUCCAUUACAAUUGGACCGUCUAGAGUGCCCUUCUACCUCGUCGUGUAUGCCAUCUUCGCCAUUUCAUCGAGUUCAUCCCAAAUGCUGUAUCGCCAACGUUCAGUUCACAUCAGUGUUCCCGCAAAAUAUUCGAUCUCCGCAAGCUACUUUCUAAGCGCGAGUCUCGCCAUUUGCAACUACCGGUUGUGGUAUGGGUUAUAUCCUUCCCAUGGGCCUGUCAUCGAUUAUCCCUUCUCGCUUAUGUACAUACACAAAGACGAGCUUCCAUGCAGCCACACAUGGGCCUGUCUUAUCGAUGCUUGGACCUUGCUGCGUGGUACUUCCGUGAUAUCAAACCAAUGUCAAAUGGUUGUCUUCGCUCUCCAAACAGCGACAACCAUUAUCAAACACCCCCACUUCUAUGUAUACUAUUCCAAUGCGCACCAGGGCAGAAAAGAGAUGCAGUUCAAUGAAGGUCCAAAGGCCGAGAACUUGGACACAUCUAUCAUAUCAGGAGCUAUCUCAUCUGAGCUUUGUGGCUAUUUCAUAUGGGGUGCAAUUUUGGCCCAAGUCUUCCGACGACUCCGUGCUGGGGCAGUUAUGGGAUGCCAGAUGGUGAUUGGGGGAUGCUGUUCUUCUAUGGUGCGCACUAAGCCCAGGAGCGGAAGUUCCGGUUCUUCGGUCUGGUUAAUUGUGCGUAUUAUUGUUUCUCUGGGUGGCUUCAAGCUUAUUGGGCUCCUAGACAUUCAGUCUCGAGACUCCGGUGUUUGCAAAGACUGGACCAUGUCAAAUUUACGUCGUUAUCAGUAUCUGUUCAUGUCAUUCAUGGCCUUUGCUGUAAUGCUGAGCAUUGAUUUGACCGUCGAAUACCGAAUUUUCGUUCCGAUAUCACCCCUUGUGGUUCACAGGAAAUGGUUUUGA
This is a messenger RNA of Guyanagaster necrorhizus, 1212 nucleotides long. RefSeq lists its product as uncharacterized. The transcript has 8 exons. NCBI's taxonomy places the organism in Eukaryota, Fungi, Basidiomycota, Agaricomycetes, Agaricales, Physalacriaceae. Bases 1 to 1212 code for a protein of 403 amino acids. The record is from RefSeq and is a predicted model, not a curated record.